UGUAAGAAAAGAGUAAUAAUGAACAUCUUUGGUGUUUCAUGUUUGCAAGAUUAGGAAAUGUAAAAUAGAGAGCCAAAGUCUAUGAAGUUUCCUAUUCAACAAUUUUAUUAUCACACAUUUAGGCUGAUAUUCCCCUCUUAUUUUAAUGUAUGCUUCUCCAAUGGAAUAAAUGGUCAUUAUCGAAAUUCUUCAAAAAAGUAUAUAGUUGGUUGGGAAUCAAUCAUAUCUCAUUUUAGCUUUGAGCAAAUAUGCAUUGAUUUGUUUUCUUGUACAACUUUCCAUCUACUUAAAUUCUCCUCUCUCUCUCUCUCAACCCCAAUCAUAUAAGUUAUGUAACGAAUUUUUUGCUUUUUGACUUCUAAACUCAUCUUUUCUAAGUAGCCAGAAUCUAGGCUACACUCUUCCAUCAUGGAAAAGAAGAAAAAAGUCUUUAAAUAUGGCGAUGCAUUGCUUCAAAACUCAAGCCCUUUUACCAAGAAAAAACAGAGAUAUGGCUGUAGCUUCUGCCUUUCCCGAUGUAUUUUCCUGGAUUCAGAACCUUCCACCAGUUAAUCAAUGGCGAACAACUUGUAUUUCCUUAUGUUUAAGUUCUUCAUCAGCUUCAAAUCAACCAUCACUCAAUCUCACCAUAUCAAAAACCAACCAAAACCCAACUCUUUGUUUCGCCAUUGUUGCAAGUUUCAACCUUCCUAUCUAUCUUUGGACCUCAAAACCAGUUAACUUCAGCUCAAAUAAUUCACUUAAGUUGCUAAGUGAAGAGGCCAUAUUGUCUCUAUUGGUUAAUCUCAUUGAAGAAGUCCUUCGCUAUGGCUCAAACAACAGCAACAACUCCAUCAAGUUCCAAAGAGUAGAUUCCAUUCCCGAAGUUAGAGAAAUCUUUAACCUUGCUUUUCAAACUCUCUUUUUCCUCAUUUGCAUCUAUGAAACUCCAGUUGAUCUCCGAUCAGAUUGUCUAAACACUCUUAGGAACACCUUGGCCAAAUGCCAAUCAAGAAGAGCAACCAAAUUGCUCAUGAAACUUCUGGGGUCGAACUUAGAAGAGAAGUGGAUGCGCUCCAUAAACCUUGCCAUAACCAAUUGGAUAUCGGAGGUGCAAUCCACUCGCCGCGGCAGCUCCCUGAAAACACCCUCGCCACUCUUCUCUUAUGCUAUUUCAACAUUGGGGUUAUGGAAAGUUCAACUGUACUGUCCUCUCAUAGCCAUGAAUCUCGAGAGCUCGAGUAAUAAUAGUGCUCCUUCGGCUGAUGAAAAGCUUCAAUUCUCUCUCGAUUACCACCAAUUGGAAGGUGUGAUUCAGUUCAACUACAGAGUCAUACCUCAAGAAACCUGGGUCGGGAUCAUGGUUAAUAUUGACAACAUAAGAUGUGAUGUGAUCAAGCUUGUGAGCGAUACACUAAUGGCAGAACGAGGAGUUGGGUCAACAGAAAAGCACUUCCCAUCUCGAAUAUCUUUACAGCUAACCCCAAUUCAGCAAAACAACGUACUAAGCGUAUCGGUGAGCAAAUCCUCUGAAAACCCAGCAAGAGAAAUCGGGGUAGAGAGAAGCAUAGAAGCCGGAUUCGAGCCCCCAAAUCCUUACUUGGGUCUCAGGGUAUCAGCCGGAGAGACAAUGACGAUGACCCUGAAGCCAUGGAAGUUCGAGCAAUCAGUGUACGGUAACAGUGGAAACUUGAACUGGUACCUCCAUGAUAGUGUGGACGGAAGAGAGGUAUUUUCUUCGAAACCCUCCAAGUUUGCUUUGCUAAACCCGAAAUCGUGGUUCAAACACAGAUACUCAAGCGCCUACAGGCCAUUUACGAGGCAAGGAGGAGUGGUUUUCGCGGGCGAUGAGUAUAGGGAGAGUGUGUUAUGGAAGGUGGACAAGGCCGCCAUGGGAAAAACUAUGGAGUGGGAAAUAAGAGGGUGGAUUUGGUUAACUUAUUGGCCUAAUAAGUACAGAACGUUUUAUAAUGAGACUAGGAGAUUGGAGUUUAGGGAAAUUGUUGGUCUACCAAUUUCUUAGAAAUUACUGUUACUUUACUCAUGUUUUGUUUGGAUUGAUCUUUUUGUAAAAGUUUUUUUUUUUUAGUAUUAUUCUAAUAAAUAGUUAGAGCAAUAGUUGCUUUGUUUGACA
Messenger RNA from Cannabis sativa, 2113 nucleotides. RefSeq lists its product as uncharacterized. The record is from RefSeq and is a predicted model, not a curated record. The coding region runs from base 437 to 2002 and encodes 521 amino acids. NCBI's taxonomy places the organism in Eukaryota, Viridiplantae, Streptophyta, Magnoliopsida, Rosales, Cannabaceae. The transcript has 2 exons.